Molecule: messenger RNA, 1958 nt
Organism: Nothobranchius furzeri (turquoise killifish)
Lineage: Eukaryota; Metazoa; Chordata; Actinopteri; Cyprinodontiformes; Nothobranchiidae
Gene: nmd3
Product: NMD3 ribosome export adaptor
Biological process (GO): ribosomal large subunit export from nucleus
Cellular component (GO): cytoplasm; nucleus
Molecular function (GO): ribosomal large subunit binding
Source: RefSeq, a predicted model, not a curated record
GUCAAAAGGAAAUUUGUUCAGGCAUAGCGAGGACAGCGUCGGGGCCCUGCAGUUCUGCCUGCGCAGCGCAGGCUUCUUGGUCGCCGUGGCGAAAACGUGGAGGGUUGAAAUAGACGGGACCACGGGUCUUCAGAGUUGAAUCAUUAUGGAGUACAUGCAAGCCCCUGCUCCCAGCAGCCAGGGCAACAUCCUGUGCUGUACCUGUGGUGUCCCCAUCCCUCCCAACCCAGCCAACAUGUGUGUGGCCUGCCUUCGCACUCAGGUCGACAUCUCAGAGGGAAUUCCCAAACAAGUCACAGUGCACUUCUGCAAGCAGUGUGAACGGUAUUUGCAGCCACCAGCCACCUGGGUGCAAUGUGCUCUGGAAUCCAGGGAGCUCCUGGCUCUUUGUCUGAAAAAGCUUAAGAGCUCAAUGACAAAAGUUCGUCUCAUUGAUGCUGGCUUCCUGUGGACGGAGCCGCACUCCAAGAGGAUUAAGAUGAAACUGACCGUCCAGAAAGAGGUGAUGAAUGGCGCGAUCCUGCAGCAGGUGUUUGUGGUGGAGUUUGUCAUCCAGUCACAGAUGUGUGACGACUGCCAUCGUGUGGAGGCCAAAGACUUCUGGAAGGCAGUGGUUCAAGUGAGGCAGAAGACGGUUCAUAAAAAGACUUUCUACUAUUUAGAGCAGCUGCUCCUAAAGCAUAAACUGCACAUGAAUGCUCUCAACAUCAAAGAAAUUCAUGAGGGGAUUGAUUUUUACUACGGCUCCAAGCAGCACGCUCAGAAGAUGGUGGACUUCUUGCAGUGCACCGUGCCCUGCAGGUCCAAAACAUCCCAGCGCCUCAUCUCUCACGACAUUCAUUCAAACACCUACAACUAUAAGAGCACUUUCUCUGUAGAAAUUGUUCCGGUGUGCAAGGACAAUGUAGUGUGUCUUUCACCACGGCUGGCGCAGAGCCUGGGGAACAUGGGUCAGAUCUGUGUGUGCAUCCGAGUCACCAGCACCAUCCAUCUCAUUGAUCCCCGCACCCUGCAGAUUGCGGAGGUGGAUGGAAACACAUACUGGCGUAACCCUUUCAACAGUCUCUGUAGCCCACGGCAACUGGAGGAGUUCAUUGUUAUGGACGUCGACAUCAUCAGGGACCAGAAGCUGGGAGCUGGAGCUGGCACCAGGUCCAGCAAGCACACACUGGCUGAGGUGUGGGUCCAGAAAACAUCAGAGAUGGAUACGAGUCAGCAGUACCACUGUCGGACCUUCCUGGGUCACCUGCUGAACAUUGGAGACCUGGUUCUGGGGUACGACUUUGCCAAUUCUAACAUCAACGACGAGCACCUGAACAAGAUGAAUCCUCACCAUGUUCCUGAUGUGGUGCUGAUUAAGAAGAGCUACGAUCGCAGCCGGAGAGUCAAGCGCAGGAACUGGAAGCUCCAGGAGAUGGCCAGAGACCGUGAAGGCAUGGACACGGAUGAUGAAAGACAAUACCAAGACUUCCUAGAGGACCUGGAGGAAGAUGAGGCUUUGAGGAAGAACGUCAACAUCUACAAAGAUGCCUCCAAGAUCCCAGUGGAGAGCGACACGGAUGAUGACGGAGCCCCUCGCAUCUCCCUGAUGGAGAUGAUGGAGGAGCUCAGUCUGACAGAUGCCACAGGAGGAGAGGGCGCUGACAUGAUGACCGAAUAACCAGCUGCUCGCCUGCGUGGCGCUGAUGAUGCAGUGAAUUACAAAUGUCCGUUUUUGACCUCGCCACAAACCGAUGAUGUUUGAUGAUGAAGACAUUCUGACUGAGGUUCAUAAACUGGGACUCGUCGUCUAAAAAAGCACUUUCACUACAAAAGAGCUUCAACUUUUACAUCUGGUCUAAUAAAACACCUCGUAUCGUUUCUACUCUCACUCAGCAUUUAAAACGGGUGUUUUAAAAUGAGUAAAUGUUAUGAAAUGUGAAAACAAAGUGAUCAAAAUAAAAAUUCACCCAUCAUGA